AUAUUAUACUAGCUUAGCCUACACCACGGUACGGUCACGGAGCCAAAUCAUCAUUCAAACAAACAAAAAGAAACUCAGAUAGGGCAGCGAGAUAAUGACUUCUCCAGAUCAAAAUGGAUUAGGUGCCACGGAAACAUAUCUAGAAGCUAUACAACACAAUAAAGUGUCAGAUGAAUUUGACGUUGAAUUUCCUCCACCAUUUGGCUAUGUGCGUGAUAUUGAGAGUGCAGAGAUUCUUCGCAGACGAUUCGAGCAAAAGUUUGGUGUGCGAUUUUCAACAUAUAGACAAAGCAAAGACUAUGGAAAAGAAGAUAUAAAAAUUGAUCAUCAUAAGGUAUGCUGGGAAGACGGCUCCAGACUUCGUCAAGGUCACCUUGUAUUUGAUCACGUACCAUACAUUGUGAUUGGAAUUAAGACAUUAGAUUGUCAGUAUGGAAGGGACAGGCAUGUUGCUAGAAAGAAAAGAUCUCUUGCACAGGAAGAUGAUCAAAAAAGGAGAAAACGGUUAUCUGGCAAGAAGGUGGACUGUCCAGCACAAAUAUCUUUUAGAGAUAUCUUGAAGUUCCCAGAUUAUAAAAUUGAGAGCAAUACAGUAUGGAGAAGAAAAGCCAUGUCAGAAAGACUCAGGAAAUCCCUAUCUACAGAAUCAGAUGUUAAAAUAGAGAGACGAAUCUAUAUAAAAUUUCCAGAACCAAGUGAUCACAAAUGUGCUGUUGCAGAAGACUAUGUGCCUGUCCUUGGACACAAGGUCGUACAAAGCAGUUCGUGUGUGAGUGGAGGAGGUUCUGAUGGAUCAGGGAUUCAAAGUGAUGUACAGACACAGGUUCUAAAUAAGGAGCUUGCUGUGCAAGAUGUAAGACAACAGAUGAGCUCUGAGACUACAGGAGCACACUUUAGGCAACCAGACAGAACAUUUAGCCAAGCUGAGCAGUCCCCUCCGUCUACCGAGGCCAGCAAUACCUCGACCACAGUUGCUGAGUGCAGACAAGAGGUGGUAGUUUCUGACCCAUCAAAUACAGCUGUUGAUGGUACGAAUGCAGCUAGUCACCAGAGGAGAAAGAUGGAAAUCUUGCAGCAGCUGACUCAUUCUACUGAUUCUAUGAUCCAGGUCAGCCAGUGCAGAAGACAGCUGGACGAUUCCCUUCUUUUGACUCAGCCAAGUGAGAUUAAUCACCAAGAGAGUCGUGUAGAUUCACUUCAGUUGGUCGAGGAUAUCAAUACUACAAACCUAGCCAUUCAAUCGAGCAGUAAGGAAAUAGAACCAUUUCAUUUGUCUGAAGAUGGUACAGAUCAAGGAAGUGAUUGUAGAAGACAGAUGGUACAUAUAGAUGUACUUAGAUUGAGUGACAGUAGCAAUGAUGCAAACCAAGGUGGUAGUCCGCUAGAUGCAGUUCAAUCAACUAGGCAAAGUGAUGGCUCAAACCAAGCGAGUCAGAUGGGUUCAUGUCAAUCGACAAAGGAUAGUGAUGGCUCAAACCAAGCAAGUCAAUGCAGAAGACUUCUUGAGGAACUAACUGAAGAGACUUAUGCCAUUCAAGAUUCAUCUAUCCUAGAUGCUCUGCAGGAACAACUCAGAAACACCCUCAGGAAUCUACAGAAAGCAAAACAAAAACGGGUAUUGAUUCCAUCAGGACAGAAAAGUACAGAUGUACUUGAUUCACAUACACAAUCAAGAAAAUCCUCCAAUAGAUAUAAUAGCAAGAAGCAUAGUGGUAAAAUUCAUCCUGACACUACUGGGAAGAGUUGUACGUGCAAGAAUAGAAGUUGCAGGUUUUGUUCUGCAGCCGAGAGGGUUGAGUUUGGUGAGGUCAUGCGUGAGGAACUGUGUUCAGACCAGUCAGUGAGUAGUAGGAUCAUCAGGGAAGCACAGGCACUGAUCCUAGAAAUGUUCCCUCUUAUGCAUGGGUUUGAGGAAACCACUCUAGGUAACCAUCUUCUCUUCUCAGCAGCCCAAGGAGAGUUCGGCCAGCUAAUGAACGAUGGGAAGGACCACUGGAUUUUUGUCACGUCCAUUUCCUGCGCUCCAGGAACAGUCAAGUACUAUGACAGUAUGGGUGCUCGGACGAUUCCAGACAUCAUACGCAAGCAGAUAGCAUGUAUCGUGUGUUCUCAGGACACCCAGAUCUCUGUGGAAAUCCAACCAGUUCAGUUGUCCAAGGAAUUCACCGAUUGUGGUCUUUUCGCGAUAGCUUUUGCCGUGAGUGUCCUGUAUUCUGAAGAUCCGGCAUUGGUUUGUUAUGACAUCACCUCCAUGAGAGACCAUCUCUACCAUUGCUUCCAGAAACGUAGUCUCACACCUUUCCCAAAGAUUGAUCAGUCCUUAGAGCGAACCGUAAAGAGGACGAUUAGUGUGGACGUGUUUUGCCUCUGCAGGAUGCCCUGGUAUGCUAUCGCAAAGGAAUCAAAGAUGAAGAUGGCCCACUGCAGCAUGUGUGGCGAGUGGUGGCACUCGAACUGCUGUGGCAUUCCUGAUCCAGGUCAAAGAAGCAGCUGGAAGUGCCCUAGAUGUGAAGAUGUCCAGUCUGCAGUAUCCGCUCUCAAUUCUCUUCAGUCGGUAGUCUGUCCAAAUGAAAGCCCAGGUCACAGCUGACAAGUUCAUUGCCCCCCCCCCCCCUCUCCAUCACCUGUGGAAAGGACAAGUUCACAUUAUUUUCUCUAUUAGCAAAUGUGAUGGAAAAUAAGUUAUGGGGCCACUAGAUCUUCACUAUUCUAUGUUCUAUCAACCUUCAAGAUUCCCACAGUCCUGGAAAAUCCUGGAAAAAUUUGUGGUCAUUGAAAGUCAGGGAAUUUGGAAAAUUUGUGAAAAGUCAUGGAAUUUCAUUUAAUAAUAAUAAUAAUAAUGCUCAAUUCUUGUAUAGCGCAUCACACAUAGCAUAGCAUGUCCCUAUGCGCUUAAAGAAGAAAUAGUGUAAGGUAAGAAUAAAGUAAUCAAGAUAUAUUUAUAUUGGACCAUUAGUUCAAAGUUAGUAUUUUAUGCAUUGAAUAGAUAUGUUUUAAGGGAUCUCCUGAACCUACAUAAAUCACUUUGAUGUCUCAUUGAAUUAGGUAAAGCAUUCCAGAGGACAGCAGAGGCAUGAGUAAAAGCACCUCUCGGCUAUGGCAGCUUUCCGGAUUGUUGUGUCUCACAAAACUCAUACUCUGUGAUCAUACUCUGCUUUUAUCAUUGGUGUUCAUGAUUUCCAUUUUUCCCAGUUUUGUGACAUCCCAAAUUCUGCAUAACUCUUGGUACGUCUCGGGAAGUCAUGGAAACCAGCAAUUUAGUCAUGGAAAAGUCAUGGAACUCUGUUUUCAAAUUUCUGUGGGAACCCUGACCUUAUACAUGUAUGCUCCCAACUUCCUAAAGCCUCUUGGUUGCAAGAGGCUUUUGCCUGAAUUCACAAAGAAGGUGUUAACCUGUUGGCUAGACCACAGUUUUUGUAGAUACAUGUAAAAUGCAAUCAUUAUGCAUAAUUUAGUGCGUACAUUGAAAGAGAGUCCAUUGAUUUCAAUUCUCUAGGAGAUUGUGAAUUCAGAUAUGCAGCUUCUACACUGUGGAACCAAUUUUCAACAGCAAGAAAAUAAAAAUAAAGUGUUCAGUGUGUGCCUAUCAAACUGGGUAGAUCCAAGGGUCACCUGUUCAAAGGUUGUAACCAUCGUUAAUGAAUAUAUUGGACACUUGAAACCCCCAAAUAACUGAGGGUUCAACUCAAAACAUUGUGUACAUGUAUGCAUGAUAUGGGAGUGACAGUGACUUGAUUAGAGUUUGGCCUUACAAAGUCAAAGGUCAUAUUGAUCAUUAUUGAAAUUUUUUAAAGUAGAGUAUCGUCUUGCAAUGGUGGAGGCAUUAAUUUUGACUCCAUACGAUUGAGAAUCCAUCUGCAGGUAACUCUUACACAAGUCAAAUAUUUGCCUAAAUUAUUGAAACAAUUUUUGACUCACCUGCAUAGCAGAGCGAGACUACAUGCAUAUGCGCCGCUUUUUCUGAUGUUGGCAACGGCGGCGGCUUCGUCAACGUCAAAUCUUAACCAAAGUUUUGGAAAUAUCAUCAUAACUUAGAAAGUAUGUAGGCCUAGUUCAUAAAACUUGGACAUAAUGGUAACCAAGAAUUACUUAACAUCCUGCCAGAGAUUGAGGUCAGAUGACUAAGUCAAAGGUCAUUUAAGGUCAAUGAACUUUGGCAAUGUUGGUGGUAUUUGUUGAUUUCCAUCAUAACUUUGAAAGUUUAUGGAUCUGGUUCAUGAAACUUGGACAUUUGAAUAAUCAAGCAUCAGUGGACAUCCUGCAUGAGUUUCGGGUCACAUGACCAAGGUCAAUGAAUUUUGGCUGUGUUGGGGGUAUUUGUUGAAUUGCCAUCAUAACUUUGAAAGUUUAUGGAUCUAGUUCAUGAAAUGUGGACAUAAGGGUAAUCAAGUAUCACUAAUCGUCUUGUACAAUUCUUAAGUCACACGAUCAAGGUAAAAUAUUUAGGGUCAAUGAACUAGUAUUUUUAUAUCAUAUUAUGAAUGUUUUUUUUUGUGAAUGAUUAUUCUAUAGUCGAUUUCGAAGUAGGCACUGCUUCUAUAUUGACUCGUGCAAUGCAGGCGAGACUGCCAGAUGCACUCCACGAGUUUAUCCAUGUUAUACUUAUACAUGUACCUCUCGUACGUAAAAUUUCUCCUGAGUCAAACAGAUUAAUGUGGUUCCAAAGUUUUGACUGUAUUGGAUUGGAUGAAUUUGUGCAGGAUUUUCCAAAUAAACACAGGCAUUUCAAUAAAUAGUGUCAAUCAGUCAAUUCUUCUUAAUUUCAGUCUUCAUUAGCCUCUGUGUGUAUUUAGUGUCUGAUUAUAGCGUAUGAUUCAUUUUGAGAAGUGGAUGCAAGUGGAUCACCCGUUCCUUGACAACUGUCUGAUGUUAGGAAAUAAGUAAGCAGAUUAGGUCAAUAGGAUAUCUAUGUAGUUGUGCAUAGUUUUGCGUGUUUGCAAAAAAAUAUCCCAAACCCUAAAAAAAUUGUGUCUAGCAGUCAUGAAUAUGGCAUAGAUCGAUUCAAUUCAUACAUUCAAUGCGGUAUCAUGGAAAUCUUUUGAAAUGAGUGUUAGCAAUGUUUUGUUUAUGAGAGUGGAUGUCACUGAUCAUGAUAAUCUUUGGUAAUUUGAAACCCAAUGAUGAAUUCAUUUGCUUUAUGGCUUUAUGAAUACCCUCCCCCAUUUUUUAUAGCGCACAUGUACAGGGAAAACUAAAGAGGAGAGAGAGAGAGAGAGAGAUGAAUGCAAGGUGGGCUAUUAUAUGUAGAUGAUGAAUAUUCCAUGUGAUUUCUGGGCUCUGUAACACAAAGGUUAGUAAGUAAUCGUACGCUUGAUUUUCACGAUUAAUUGUAUAUUGUAGUAAAUGCAAUCAAUCAUAGAAAAAAUAUUGUACAAUCAUUGCUGAGUUUUGUGUUAUGGGCCCCAGGUGUUGAAAGCUUUUAUGACCAAUUCCGAAACAGACCACAAAAUUAUACUUGCAUCUCUUUUAUUAUGGAUGCUCUUUAUGGUCGAAGUUGUCAGACUUGCUUAGACAUGUUACAAGAUUAAGUGAAAGAGAGCACGUCUUCAUUAUUAGUAGUCAGGUGGUUUUCACUGGAUACAAAGCUACUGAAAUCCUUCCCUCUGAUUGGUUGAAAGCAAAGUACAUAAUUUACUUUUUGUUUCAUGAAAUACCCACUUGGCCCUGUGACAUGAAGCUUAGCAAUUGAUCUUUGGGACUGAUUUUUUUACAGUUGAUCCUACACAGUAAUCAAUGCAAUCGAUCGCAGACAUCAGCAUCACAAUCGCUAAGCGUGAUGUUACAGGGCUGGUGUGAAAGUGAGACUUCCCUUGGUAUGUGUUUAGUGUUGGGUCCUGUAAUACAAAGAGAUGCGAUUGAUUGCAAAUUUGAAACAAUUAUUCUAAUUUAGUAACAUCCCAUACAUGCGAGUGCAUGCCUCAUUGAUAUUGAUUUGUCAAUUGAUUAUCAAAAAAGGUUAGG
Messenger RNA from Lytechinus pictus (painted urchin), 5961 nucleotides. RefSeq lists its product as uncharacterized. The transcript is spliced from 7 exons. The coding region runs from base 95 to 2590 and encodes 831 amino acids. Lineage: Eukaryota; Metazoa; Echinodermata; Echinoidea; Temnopleuroida; Toxopneustidae. The record is from RefSeq and is a predicted model, not a curated record. Gene Ontology annotation, molecular function: DNA-binding transcription factor activity.